This is a messenger RNA of Ostertagia ostertagi, 1887 nucleotides long. The record is from the annotation of a GenBank genome assembly. Lineage: Eukaryota; Metazoa; Nematoda; Chromadorea; Rhabditida; Trichostrongylidae.
AUGGGUAAAAAAGAAAAGAAAGCAAAGAAGGCUAUAAUUUCCGAGGAGAAUACAGAGGUGUCAUCUAUUCCAAAAGAGAAGACAAAAAAAGCUCGUGUGAAGUUUGCUGAAGAUGAUUCUGUGGAUAAAACGGCUGAAGCGGCGACAUCUUCGACUGAAAAGGCUAAGUCCGCCACAGUGGAGAUUGAAACUGACGUUCAUGGAAAACGAAAGCGAAAACGUCUCCGUAAAAACAAGCUGAUAAAACAAUUCGAAGGAUUGAAGAGAGCCAAGCUCGAUGUGGUUACUCCAGAAGUUGGUGCGAAGACAUUCAAUGACUUCGAUAUUGACGAGAGAUUACUUAAGGCAAUCGGCAAUAUGGGCUGGAAGUGGCCGACUCAGGUGCAGGAGUCCAUCUUCGGUCUUGCUCUUGAGGAUAAAAAUAUACUGGCGAGAGCUCGAACGGGAAGCGGAAAAACGGGAGCCUAUCUGAUUCCUAUUGUUAACAAAGCUAUCGGUUAUGCAACUACAUUGUCUGGUGAGUCAAAGGGUCCGUUUGCUUUGUUCAUUGCGCCCACGAAAGAGCUUUGCGUACAGAUUAAUGACCUUUUGCUAAAACUACUUCAACCGCUACCAUUCUUGCGGUCCCUCAACUUGGCUGAUUUAACGUCAGACGAAAAAUCGGUCUGGGAGAAUGAUACUGCUAAUUUCGUUGUUUCCACCCCUGGGAAAAUAUUGGAGGUAUUGGCAGUUCGCCGACAUUUUUGUGAAGACGUUCGUCAUCUUGUGCUCGACGAAGCCGAUCUUCUGCUAUCUUUCGGUUACGAAGAUGAAAUGAGCUCUCUCAAGAAGUUCCUCCCCGUCAAGUAUCAGUGCAUACUGACGUCAGCUACUAUCACUGACGAUAUGAGUUCAUUGAAAAGCCUGUUUAUGACAGGGCCGGUACUCACGCUCAAGUUGAAGGAAGGAGACCUACCAGAUGUGGAUCAGCUUACGCAGUACCAAAUAACAUGUUUGGAUGAUAACGAGCGGUUCGCGAUACUCGUUGCAAUGUUCAAGUUACGAUUGAUCGUUGGCAAAACGAUUAUAUUCGUUAAUGACACCAAUAGAUGCUAUAUGACAUCACUUGUUUUGCGUUCAUUUGGAUUGAAGUCUGGUAUUCUGAACUCUUGUAUGCCGGCGAAUUCACGAUUCCAUGUGAUCAAUCAGUACAAUAACGGUGCCUUCGACAUAGUGAUCGCGUCUGAUGCGACGGAUGCCUUCGAUAACGAAACUGCUAAACCGAAAGAGCCAUCGCGGCGCGACAAGGAAUCAGGUGUUUCCCGAGGUAUCGAUUUCCAUCAAGUGGGAAAUGUUGUAAAUUUGGAUUUUCCCACAUCCACUGACAACUACAUCCAUCGCGUGGGAAGGUACGUCUAUGGCUUUCAAGCUGAACAGUCAAAACGUCCGCAUCUAGAGAUACAAGAAUCACCUAAUCAUUGUAUGGGUCGCAAGGUCAUAAUUCCAUAUGAGAUUCGUAUCAAUGAGCUCGAUUCCUUCGUGCUGAGAGUAAAGGAGGUGCUUUCAAAAUGUGGCAAAACAGUGAUAAAAGCGGCUAGAAUGCAGGAAAUAAAACUGGAGAUGAUGAGGUCGGCAAAGUUGCAGUCUUUCUUUGCAAACAAUCCCAGAGAAAAGAUAUUGAUGGAGACAAGCACUCGACCCACUACGCUCGCUGUGCAUACCAAUGCCAUAGCCGAUGUACCUGAGUAUAUGGUGCCGAAGUCUUUACGUGGGAUCAACUAUUCUAUUAGUCGGAAGAAAAAAUCAAAACCCGGUCAGAAACAUCGGCGCAAGAUUCAAGGAAAGUCUACCGGUCAAAAAGUUCACAACCGUCAGAAAAAUGAUCCAUUACGAAGUUUUAAAAUAUAA